This is a messenger RNA of Uncinocarpus reesii 1704, 1035 nucleotides long. Its product is annotated as 3-dehydroshikimate dehydratase. The record is from RefSeq and is a predicted model, not a curated record. The transcript has a single exon. Bases 1 to 1035 code for a protein of 344 amino acids. NCBI's taxonomy places the organism in Eukaryota, Fungi, Ascomycota, Eurotiomycetes, Onygenales, Onygenaceae.
AUGGCUAAUCGUCCCGCAAUUUCAUCACUAUCCCUAGGACGCGCCUGGGUCCACGAGCUUCCUGUAAAGCUAGAGCAGGCCGCGAACCAGGGUUUCCAGGGGAUUGAAAUCUUUUACGAGGAUCUCGAGUAUCUCAGUCGUCAGCUUCCAGGCGGCCUCACGCGAAACAACCUCUUACAAGGCGCUCGUCAGGUCCGGCGCAUCUGUCGAUCUUUGAACCUCAAAGUUAUUGCCCUCCAACCCUUCUGGUUCUACGAAGGCCUUCUUGAUCGUGCUGAACAUGACCGUCUCCUCGCCGAAAAGCUGACCCUCUGGUUCGAGCUCGGUCGCAUUUUGAAAACAGAUACAAUCCUGAUUCCAUCGAACUUUUUACCUCCCGACCCUCAAACCGGAAAGCCGCGAAUCACAGGCGACAUGGAUAUCAUUGUUGGCGACCUGCAGCAAAUCGCUGACUUGGGUCUAAAACAAUCACCACCGUUCCGCUUUGCGUACGAAUCUCUCGCAUGGGGCACCUACGUCAACACUUGGGAGAAAUGCUGGGAUAUUGUUUGUCAAGUCGAUCGACCUAACCUUGGAAUUUGUCUGGACACGUUCAACAUCGCGGCUAGAGUGUAUGCAGACCCUUCUUUGCCAACAGGGAAAACAGCCACCGCAGAUGCGGACAUCAAAGCCACAAUCUCCCGGCUUAUCCGUAGAAUCGACGUUCGCAAAGUCUUUUUCAUCCAGAUUGUCGACGGUGAGCGCCUUUCGGCUCCAUUAGUUGAAGGACACGAGUGGUAUGUCCAGGAACAGCCGAGUCGGAUGAGCUGGUCUCGAAAUGCGAGGUUAUUCGCUUAUGAGCAGGAUCGCGGAGGAUAUUUGCCGGUUGUCGACAUCGCCAAAGCCAUAUUCGACAUGGGGUUCGAGGGAUGGGCAUCGUUGGAACUGUUCUCUCGCACCUUGGUGGACCCUGAUCCCAAAACCCCGGAGAAACAUGCGAAGCGGGGGAUUGAAUCGUGGAAUAAGUUGGUUCGCGAUUUGCAGUUGAGGACUUGA